AUGUCUUUAGCAUAUCUUCCGUUGCCGAAGCUUACAAGAUGCAAUAGGUCGAUACUACCUUCGGAUUACUCCAAGCAAGGAGAUACUCCAUCUGCGCGGCUCUCCAAAUUGGGCUGCGGACCAUAUCGUCGUCAAAAACACACAUCAGGCUGGACUCCCGCCAACAAGAUUCCAGAUGUCGAGCCGUUUGAUUAUCGAAAGGACUCUCGAAAGCCGAAGUACAUCGAGAAGGGUGAUCCACUGCAAGAUGAGGAGAUACUCCUGCAAGGUCUGCCAAUCGUCGAGCCGGGAGACGAGGCAAUCAACACUAUCAGAAAGGUACCAAGCGAUCAGGCUCUUAUGCCGUUGAGAUGGGGUAGCAGUCGCAGGGCAACCGGCCGAUCCAAAAGUGGACUGCAGAUCCAAGUACCGAGUAGCAACGCGCCAACGUCAUUAAUUCUUGGGGAAGCUAUCACCGGAAAAUCCAUCAUUUACGCAUACACCUCGUCUUCUUCCUCAUCGAGCGGGAGAACAACGAGCAGCUUCGGUGCUGUAGGAGAUCAUCUUGCUUCGACUAGAUCUGCCGUUUUGCCUAGGACCUUGGCGGCGAUGGGAGAUCAGAACCCAUCUGUUAAAGUAGAGCGGUCCGUUAUGAGUGCUAAUUGUCGUACCCGGUCUCCUCUUGCGGAUCUAGUCCUCAGCUCAACGCCUGAUGAAGAGCCGUACCAGUUGCUAGCUCUCGGUCAGGUUGGACCGUGGAAACGACCCUUCACACCACAGCUUGUCAAACCCUCGAGACUUUGUACUCUAAUUCAACGGCGACGAUCCCUCUCCGACUUGAAAGAAGCCCCGCAGGCUCGACAAUGUUCUGUAGGCGUAGAGCUGGAAGCUCCAAAACCGCAGGUACCAGCAAAUAUGAAGGUAUUGGGACCAGAUGAUAUUAAAGUCGUCAGGAAAGAUAGCCUUGUUCAGCCGGAUGAAGUCAGCUCCAUCGAGGCAAAAGAGCCACCAGUAUGGUCACGCAAAGGUCUUCCAUUCGAAGAGAACCGCCGAGCACGGAGUGGGCUGCGCGUUCAUCUGAGGUCGCAGUUGCUGUUGCAUGUGGACAUCCAUCAGCUGACGGAAUGGCAGUCGAAAGUGUUCAUCAUGAAAUCGACCAAUAUCCAUAACCUGCGAGCUUCGGUGGAACACGAAGUCUGGUCAUCAACGAAGGGUGCAAAUAGAGUGCUCCAAAAUGCUUGGGAGAGCAGGAAGCCAGGGGAAAAGAUCAUUUUCAUGUUUUCCAUCACCCAUAGAUAUGGUGGAAAGUACUGUGGUCUGGCGGAAAUGUCCGGACCAUUCGACCCAGAGAGGGAAGUUAAUAUUUGGACAGAGGGACUUCAAGGCAAUGAAGGAGUGAUUCCGACGCGAUGGAUCGUUGCCAAAGAUGUUGAAUUCUCCGCCUUUGACGACUUGAAUUACAAUGACAAACGUGUCACCCAAUUGAGACAUGCAGAAAGUCGAGGCGUCCCAUACAAGAUUGUUCGAGUACAACGCGCUCCCGCUCGUGUCAUCUUCGUGUCUUAUGGUCUCUUCCCCCUUCAAGACGGCUCUAUGGUACCUCAUCCUACUAUGAACCCUCCCUCUCGGGGACUUGAAACUGUCCUUCCCACGCAGUCGAAUGCUGCUUCACCGACUAUGUUGACAGGUCAGGCAAUGCAGGAAGAAGCAUUACAGCCACUAGAGGGUAUCCGGUCCGAGGAUGCGCUGGGACAAUUCUCCUACGCUCCAGCUACUCAGACUACAGUCGUCACUACGACUACAACGACUACCACCAAUUUCCCACCUAUCAUGAUGAAGGCUCCCCAGCAUCUAUAUGACUUGGAUCCAAAGCUGUAUCCCUUGGCUUCUUCACCAACACCGACAUCCAUUAAGAAAUUGUGCUUCGAUGUGGAUGGGACACCAACAUUAUUUCAGGAAGCAGACGACACGCUUGAAACUCUAGAGAAGCUCAAGCAUCAGCAAAAAGCCUUAACAGCGUCUGACGGUGCGCUACGCUCCGUUGCAAAAUCCGACCAUGCUUUUGAGAGACCCAGACCAGAGGAGUUACGAAUGGGAAGCUCAGACGCGUUAUCACAUCAGCAAGCGUCCAGCACAGCUCCGAGUAGUAGGCGGAAGCGAUCGGCGUCACCAGUAUCCAUCUCAGAAGCCGUUACGCUGGCCAGUGGGCAAGUCCCCCGCAAGAGAAGAUUAGUGUCAGGAGGUAAUACAAGCUCAAGCUUGGGAAACGCUGACUUUUCAACACGAAAAGCUUCACAGUCAAGAUUGCAGAUCGUUCAGACAUCGACACCAAUCACUCCGCAUCUUGGUAGGAGCAAUACUGUCCAAAACCAAACACCCCCAGUGUGGCUGUCAGAAGCAAUGGAGGAACACGAGAGGGAAGAUCCGGUGUCAAGCACUUUCGAUGCAUCUGCAGCAAACGAGGAUGAUCCUCAGAUCUUGAGUCCCAGGUCAGAGACCACAAGAGGAGUAACAUCUCGAGAGGACGGUGUUGCCAAUCAUGAAAAUGACAUGAUCGAAGAUUCAGAAGUCCAAUCGGCGUGGCGAGAUCUGGGCAUCGGAUCCGCCAUGACUCCUCGUAUGGAGAAUGAUGAAGAUGAGGUUUUUCCACAAUUCCGACAGCCAGAUCGUCCAAGGCCAACUAUACUCGAUACGACUGCUGCACAAGAUGUUAGCCUACCUAGUCCAAGUCUGUCUCCAGUCACUGCGGCGGCGAACAUGCAGAGUCGCAGAGGGUAUUUUGAGCAACCUAUUCUGGGACGUACAAAUGCCCCUGGAAGUUUUCAAUCUCUACUCUCUCAGAGUCAGAACAGCACGAGAUCAAGCAUUUCCGACGAAGCUUUGCACAUUUGCCUGAAUGGAGAGACAUCAGAACCAGCAUCCAAGGAAGUGGCCCCAGCCAACGGCCAGAUCUCCACACGAUCUCUUCUGAGCCUGCCGUCAAUGGUCGAUACUUUCGAAGCCAUGCCCGAGGAAAUGAAAAGUUAUCUCAUGUAUCAAUUCUUACGUCGUUGCUCAAAGCCAGUACUUCAUUUUGUCGCUGACGUGGUCAACCCGGCACUCAAGUGCGAUUUUCUAAGGCUUCUUCCUGUGGAGCUCUGUAUCAAUGUGAUCGGCAACCUUGAUGUUAAGACGCUUUGUCGUGCCGCUCAAGUUUCGAAGAGAUGGAGGCAGCUCAUUGAUUCUUCCGAGAAGAUAUGGAAACGUCUCUUUGAUGUCGAUAAUUACGUUUUGCCAGAAGGCGAGCUCCCAAGGGCAAUCCGCGAGGGAUGGGGCUGGCAGUCUGAAUCUCAGACAGAAGACCAUGAAAAGGAUCUUAGUGCUUUCUCGACAAACCCCUCGGAUACGGAUUUGUCGGUCUCGUCACGCAUGUACCGAGAACAUUCAGGGACGAGUCCAUUUGCUGCCUCACAGAGCGGUUCUGCGACUCCACAGACCAAGAAAUCAAAGCGAAAAGCAAAGUCAAAGUCGAAGCCAUCAAGUCGCAAGUACCAAAAGAGGAUUCAUUCGGCCUCGGUCGAUUCAAUAGACCUCGAAGACGAAGCUUUGCUGGACAUGGCAUCGGCCGACGGUCCAUAUGCAGCUGCCAAUGCGGCCGCUGCAGCAGUGCCAUAUCCUCGCAUUGGGCUACCGAGUCUAAAGAAUUUGCAUCUGUUCAAGUCGAUCUUCAUGAGACAUCACAUCAUUCGUAAGACCUGGAUGCAAGACGAAGUCACACCUCGCCACAUAGCCUUCAGAGCACAUCAACGGCAUGUGGUAACAUGCUUGCAGUUUGACGCAGAUAAGAUUCUCACCGGCAGUGAUGAUUCUAACAUCAACGUCUAUGAUACGAAGACCGGCGCCCUCCGAGCCACACUCGAAGGACACGAAGGAGGCGUCUGGGCAUUGCAAUACGAAGGUAACGUCCUGGUCUCCGGUUCCACCGACCGGACUGUCCGAGUGUGGGAUAUCGAGAAAGGUAAAUGCACGCAAGUAUUUCAGGGGCACACAUCUACUGUACGAUGCUUGCAAAUCCUGAUGCCCACGCCCGUCGAAGGCAAGAGUCGAAAUCAAAUGAUGCCGAAACAGCCACUCAUCAUUACCGGUUCUCGAGAUUCAAACCUUCGAGUAUGGAAAUUGCCUAAACCUGGAGAUGCGCCACUCUUCCAAACAGGACCAGCACCAGACGAAAACGCCGAUUGUAAAUACUUUGUCCGUACUCUAUCUGGUCACCAUCAUUCGGUUCGUGCAAUUGCUGCUUACGCCGAUACGCUCGUCAGUGGAAGCUAUGAUUGCAGUGUACGAGUAUGGAAAAUCUCAACGGGGGAAACCCUCCACCGUCUACAAGGGCAUACUCAAAAGGUAUAUAGCGUUGUCCUAGAUAACAAACGAAAGCGUUGCAUCAGUGGCUCGAUGGACAACCUCGUCAAGGUCUGGUCGCUCGAAACUGGGACCGUGUUGUUCAACCUCGAAGGCCAUUCAUCUUUGGUGGGUCUUCUGGAUUUGCAGCAGGAUCGUCUUGUGUCUGCCGCAGCUGACUCGACUCUGCGAAUAUGGGACCCAGAAAACGGGCAUUGUAGAAGCACAUUGAGUGCACAUACUGGCGCGAUCACUUGCUUUCAACACGACGGCCAGAAAGUCAUAUCUGGGUCAGAUCGAACUCUGAAGAUGUGGGACGUCGCAACUGGCGACUUCGUCAAAGAUUUGUUGACCGAUCUAAGCGGAGUAUGGCAAGUUAAGUUCAAUGAGCGAAGAUGCGUUGCUGCCGUCCAGCGCAACAAUUUAACCUACAUCGAGGUACUGGACUUUGGCGCCUCUAGGGACGGUGUUCCGGGACACAAGCGAGGCCGCCGUAUCGUUGUCAAUGUGGAUGGGCAAGAAGUUUCUGACCCUCACGAUACCUCCGCCGACGCCGAUAUCAUCGUGGAAGACUAA
Letharia lupina is the source of this 4932-nucleotide messenger RNA. RefSeq lists its product as uncharacterized. NCBI's taxonomy places the organism in Eukaryota, Fungi, Ascomycota, Lecanoromycetes, Lecanorales, Parmeliaceae. Gene Ontology annotation, molecular function: ubiquitin binding; RNA binding. Bases 1 to 4932 code for a protein of 1643 amino acids. Gene Ontology annotation, cellular component: nucleus; cytoplasm. The transcript has 8 exons. Gene Ontology annotation, biological process: ubiquitin recycling; proteasome-mediated ubiquitin-dependent protein catabolic process. The record is from RefSeq and is a predicted model, not a curated record.